Messenger RNA from Tarenaya hassleriana, 1628 nucleotides. Its product is annotated as probable protein phosphatase 2C 42. The transcript has 4 exons. NCBI's taxonomy places the organism in Eukaryota, Viridiplantae, Streptophyta, Magnoliopsida, Brassicales, Cleomaceae. The record is from RefSeq and is a predicted model, not a curated record. Bases 246 to 1379 code for a protein of 377 amino acids. Gene Ontology annotation, molecular function: protein serine/threonine phosphatase activity; cation binding. Gene Ontology annotation, biological process: protein dephosphorylation.
GCUUCCCUCUUAUCAUACGCCACACCUUAUCCUGCGCAUCUUCCCCCCUCCAUUAAGAAGAACUAGGGUUUUCCCUCUCUCGUUUCUAUUCUCUAGAUCAUUCUCUCCCUCCCCCCCUUUCUCUCUCUCUCUCUCUCCUGUUUGUCACAAUCCCGUCCCUUUUCGAAUCGGAUCAAAAGUAAGAAAAUUUCGGCGGGUUACGGUUCCGGGAGAGGGUUUGGGUCAGGGUUUCUGAGAGAUGUUGAAUGUUAGGUUCAUUGAUGAAUCUGCUUUCUCUUUGCUUCAAGCCAUUCGGGCAAAUCUGCGAUAACUCCGGGUCCGGGUCCGUUUCGGGCGGAGAGGGCAAAGACGGAUUACUUUGGUUCCGCGAUCUCGGCAAGUAUGGCUACGGAGAUUUCUCCAUGGCAGUGGUUCAAGCCAAUCAAGUGCUCGAGGAUCAGAGCCAGAUCGAGUCCGGCGAUUUUGGGACCUUCGUCGGUGUCUACGAUGGCCAUGGCGGUCCAGAAGCUGCCCGUUACGUCUGCGAUAAUCUCUUCAACCAUUUUCGAGCAAUAUCAGCGGAAACGCAAGGAGUUGUGACAACCGAGACAAUACGGAGAGCUUUUUAUGCAACAGAAGAGGGGUUCACCUCUCUUGUAUCAGAUCUUUGGAGUACACUGCCAAAUAUGGCAACAGUUGGCACCUGCUGUCUGGUUGGAGUGAUUUACCAGAAUACCCUGUUCGUGGCUAGCCUUGGAGAUUCACGGGUUGUCUUGGGAAAGAAAGUCGGGAACACUGGUGGAGUUGCAGCCAUCCAGCUAUCGAAUGAACACAACGUUAACAAUGAGGAGACUCGCCAGGAACUCAAGGACUUGCAUCCUGAUGACCCACAGAUCGUUGUGCUUAGGCAUGGUGUUUGGAGGGUUAAGGGCAUCAUUCAGGUCUCUAGAUCUAUAGGAGAUCUAUACAUGAAACACACGGAGUAUAACAGGGAGCCAAUCAACCCAAAGUUCAGAUUGGCAGAGCCAGUGAAGAGGCCGUUGAUGUCAGCAGACCCGGCUAUGAUCGUUCAUCCAUUGCAGCCGAGUGAUUCUUUCCUAAUAUUUGCAUCAGAUGGUCUAUGGGAACACUUGAGCAAUGAGAAGGCUGUUGAGAUUGUCCAGAGCAGUCCACGCUCUGGAAGCGCAAAGAGGCUGAUAAAAGCGGCACUUCACGAGGCGGCGAGGAAACGUGAGAUGAGAUAUUCAGACCUCAGGAAGAUCGACAAGAAAGUCCGGCGGCAUUUUCACGACGACAUCACUGUUAUUGUCUUGUUCUUUAACCACCACCACCACCAUAACAACGACAACUCCUUCAACCCUCCUCCUCCACUCUCCCUCCGAAGUGCUCUUCAACACUGAUUCUCUCUCUCCCCCUCUCUCUCUCUCUCUCUCUCUCUCUCUCUCUCUCUCUUUCCCCCUCUCUCUCCUCGUUGUCGUGUUCAUUUUCUGGUCCCUACUGUCGUGAAAGAUCCACUGAUCCAGUUUCAGUAUUUUAAUUUCGUUUGCCCGUAUGACUAUGACCCCUUUUGAAAUGAGUUGUGGGUGUUCUUUUUUUUUGACAAUUGACUAAUUUAUCCUUCAAAACAAAUGCAAUUUACAUGUUAUUCA